CUGAAGAAGAAGGAAGCAGUGCGAGCGAGGGUGUUCCCCGUGGAGGUUUAUUAUUUACAAACAACUGGGCUCUCAGGCUUUUGCACUGUGGUGGUAGGCAACCUCUUAUAGCCUACCCCAAUACCCCGGAAACCUACCGCUCACCGCAAAAACCCUUGCUUCGACGAAAUAAAUGCCCUGCAUAGGUUUGAGAGAAAUAAAACACGCGAAAAACAAGGAUCAUAAUCCGCGGCUUGACGCUGACAAAGGCGCACUCGCGAUCAGGGACGGAGCUCAUCACACGCACGCAGCCGUCGUGUCGCCCUCCUCGCCUUCUCAAUGCAUACCCUUUGUGCCAGAGGAACGAUGAAGCCGGAGAUCACCGCCGCCGUCGGGUUUCUGUCCAGGUUUCUGCGGAUUAAAGGACAAUGUAACGACAGGCAGCUCCAAACCUUCAGCCAAACCCUACAGGAUAUUUUAGCAGAGCAAUACAAGCACCACUGGUUCCCCGACAGGCCCAACAAGGGCUCCGGCUACCGCUGCAUCCGCAUCAACCACAAGAUGGACCCCCUGGUGGGCCAGGCGGCGCAGCGCAUCGGCCUGACCAUCCAGCAGCUGUACGUGCUGCUGCCCAGCGAGCUGACCCUGUGGGUCGACCCGUUCGAGGUCUCCUACCGCAUCGGCGAGGACGGCUCCAUCUGCGUCCUGUACGAGUCCCAGCCCGCCGUGACCACCAGCUCCGGUUCCGGAACAAGCACUAGCAACAGCGUUAGCAGCGUUAGCACCAGCAGCAGCAACACCAACAGCACCAGCAGCAACAACAACAACAACGUCGUCAACGUCAGCAAUGUCAACAAUGCCGUCACCAUGGCGACCGUCCACCACCACCACCACCACCAUGGCCACCACCAUGGCCACGCCCCCGCCAUGACCUCACUGGUGGACAGUCACAUCAGCUGCAAGGAGGAGCUGUUGCUGGUUGGACGGAGCAGCCCUCCCAAAGGUUACAGCAUGAUGACAGUGUCCAGCUAAAUAGCUGGAGCUAUGGACUGGGGGGUAUAACAAGAAUUUGACUCAGUAGUGAACCAAGCCGUGUAGUUAACCUACCGUGAGGUAGUGGGGUAAAUCAUCUAAUAGAAGAGGCCUGGAGUGCUCGUUUUUUUCUCAACUAAACGACGCCUGUGGUGGGCUAUCUAUGCUAUUAGCAGGUUUACUACUUCCUGUAGGUUAGCUUUGCUAGGUUUAUCACUUAAAGGUGGAGUUGCGGGUAUGACAUCACGUUUGGGGAACUGCCCCAGGAUUCUAAGGUUCUACAUAGACUCCUAUGAGCCUGCGGAACCCCCAACGUGAUGUCAUAAUGGUACAUUUUCUUUAAAUGGUUAACCUGCAACCCCACCUUUAACCGUGUUCUUGGGAUACCCCUCAGAAGGCGGACCAGCAACACCAAUACCGCGACCCAAGACCCCCAAGGACCCAAGACCCGAGACCCGACAACCCCAAUUCAGCCGGGACUAGGCCAGGGUUUUCAGCCGGGUCCGAAACCAUGCAGAGGUCCGAUCAGGUCGGGUCAGGGUCUUUGGUCAAGCUUUGGGUCUCGGUUGGUUGUUGUGGCCGCCGUUGUUGGGGUUUUGCUAAAAUAACGAGAGAAAAAAACGCAGAAGAAAAAAAAUGAAAUAAGGAAUAAUAUGAAAAAAAAACUGAAAAAAAAACGAAAAGAAAAAGGAUAAGAAAAAAAACAGAGGAUGUGGCCUAUCGUUCAGGUGAUGGAAACCAUGGAAACCAGGCAGGUUUCUUACGUAACGACUAUUCACUUGUCUCUCUCACGUUCACGUUGUUGGAUAUCCACCGUUAGCUGUUUCCCUCAAUGUCGAGGGGACAGUGAGGGUGAUGAUGAGGAUGAUGAUGGUGAUGGUGGUGAUGAUGUUCUAGUGAUACACUUUGGGGCAGCUAAACAUACCAGUGGAGUAUCAAGUAUCUCUGCCCCUCCCUGGGAACAGGCCAAGCCAAGAAAACGGCAGGGCUUUUACUAUUUUUUUAUUUUUGUUUUUAUUUUAUUUUCCUAAAAAAACAACAAAGAUGUUCCUUAUCAAUGUUGAAUUUGCACUUUUAUUUUUGUAGAUACAAAAAAGAAUGGUCUUUCUUUCUUUUUUCCAUUACUGCCACCACCAUCACUGCAAAACUGAAACCUCUCUUGUGUGAAGAGCUACUGUUUGUGGAUGCUAUGCUAGCUAGCUACCGUCUUGAUGUACUGUUUGGAUGCUACGCUAACUAGCUAUCGUCUUGAUGUACUGUGCGGAUGCCAUGCUAACUAGCUAUCGUUUUGAUGCAUCUCAGAAAGGAGAGACACAGGUUUAUGUGGAAGGAGUAGAAAUGUUUUGUUAAUAUAAUUUCUCUCUUUUCACGGUUGUUGUUUUUCUUUUUUUUUUCUUUUUUUUUGUAAACACACCAUGGGGUGUCUGAAGUCCAGUCUGCCUGAGUCUGGGUCUAACCAAGCCCUCUUUUCCGUGCCCAUUUCAAAACCUCUUAAAAGACAACUACUCUCUGUUGGACCACAGGGCAAUAUUUGUUAUUUUUUUGGGUUUGUUUAUUUUUCUUUGUUUGUUUGUUUAUUUUUGAAUUUUUCAACUGAGUACUGGUUGGACAUCAGCUCUUUCCCACUGGACUUCCGAUGCCCCUAAAUGCACAGAAACUGCAGAAAAGCCCUUUUGGCCAAAUUCUAACGGUGCCGUUUUUUAUACAAACACUGCGGGAGGGGAGAAAGCGUUGGCGAUGUACACCUGUUACCAUGGAUACCGUUGCUGUGUGUCACCAACUGCAGCUCCCCCUCGCAGGCGUUGUUUUUUUUUGUUUUAUUUGUUUUCUUUUGUUUUUUCUUUCUUUUCAUUUUAUUUUAUUUUGUUUUUGUUUUUUUUCUUGAUUCUGUCUCCAGGGAGGAGCAGUUGCACACGCUCCCUUCUCGCUCAAUGAAUGUCAUGUUGAGGGAAAAAAAAAAACGAACUUACAAUCAACUUUAUUUCAAAUACCCCCAUCCUUCCCCCCCUCCCCCCAUACCAGCCCAUUACCCCAUCACACUUCACCCAAAUUACCCUCCUACCCCUCCAGGAGUUAAAUGCAUUAGAAGAAGUACUCUUACAAAUGUCAUUACAACACUAGUGGUAUGACAUUCCAUGGGUUCAGCUUUGUAAUAUCAUACUACUACUAGUGUUGUAAUUACAUGUAAUAGCACGUAUACUUCUGCUGUAUACAACUCUAAGCCCUCUUCCCCCAUAUACCCUUCCCCACUACUGCCUGCCUCACCCAAAGUCGAUGAUAAACACCAAAUGUGUUGUAAAGUAUGUAGCAUAGCAACCUCUGCCGUUGACGGUAGAGAGCGGAACGGAGCGGAGGCGGAGGCCGGUUAUGACGUGCGGUCGUAGAUGUUGAUGUUCCAUUACGCCACCCCUCCCAACCCCCCAUUACCCGGCCAAAACCUCCCCACUCCCUUCGACCGACGACAUCCCCCCCCCCCCCCCUCCUCGCAGAGAAACGAUUUAACACAUUAUUGAAUGCACUUUUUGACAGUAGAGGUCACGUGGGAUGUAACUCGUCGAUGUCUGCGCAACCCCCCUCCCCCUCCCCGUCCCUUAAAGGUGGGGUUGCAGGUAUGACAUCACGUUGGGGGAACUCCCCCAGGAUUCUAAGGUUCUACAUAGACUCCUAUGAGCCUGCGGAACACCCAACGUGAUGUCAUAAUAGUACAUUUUCUUAAAAUGGUUAACCUGCAACCCCACCUUUAAACCCUAAUCCCAACCCCUAAUUCCGAGCCCUGCUGCAUUCCGGAAUCCCGUGGUUACACCUCCGAGGCUCCUUAGGUAGCGUUCGGUUCCGAGUUCUUGUUUUUCGGUUUUUCGGUGCGUUCUCUCGCUCUCGAUGCUCAGACCAACUCUCUCUCUACAGAGGGGCACUUUAUUAGACGCUGUACUUUCAGGUUAGAGACACAG
Molecule: messenger RNA, 3959 nt
Organism: Engraulis encrasicolus (European anchovy)
Lineage: Eukaryota; Metazoa; Chordata; Actinopteri; Clupeiformes; Engraulidae
Gene: btg1
Product: B-cell translocation gene 1, anti-proliferative
Exons: 2
Coding region: 319-1011 (230 amino acids)
Biological process (GO): negative regulation of cell population proliferation; negative regulation of mitotic cell cycle
Cellular component (GO): cytoplasm; nucleus
Source: RefSeq, a predicted model, not a curated record